Messenger RNA from Clavispora lusitaniae ATCC 42720, 627 nucleotides. RefSeq names its product aminoacyl-tRNA hydrolase. Gene Ontology annotation, cellular component: cytosol; mitochondrion. NCBI's taxonomy places the organism in Eukaryota, Fungi, Ascomycota, Pichiomycetes, Serinales, Metschnikowiaceae. Gene Ontology annotation, molecular function: peptidyl-tRNA hydrolase activity. The record is from RefSeq and is a predicted model, not a curated record.
AUGCCUUUGCUCAGCGCAAUUUCCAAGUACCAAAAAAUGGGACACUCUUGCUCAGCACAACUUGCAACCUUCGGAGUGUUGGUAUUUGCAGCAGGUUAUUCGCUACAUGGCUUCUUGAAUCGUACUUCGAUUACUAGGAAACGGUUUAGUCGUCGUUCUGAGACUGACACAGAAAGCACAGAGUCAGGCACUGAAUCAGAGUAUGAGUCUGAAGAUGAAAUAGAUAUUGACUCGACUGCCCUUAAUGAUAUUCCAGGUGAGGUGCGCAUGACUUUGGUUGUACGUCAAGACUUAAAAAUGGGAAAAGGUAAAGCCGCCGCUCAAUGUUCACACGCCACCUUGGCACUUUAUAAGAAGAUGUCAGACUCCUCCAGUGCUGCUUACAAUCCAGAGCUUCUUAGAAGAUGGGAAAGAGGCAAUGGUCAAGCAAAAGUGACAUUGCAAGUGCCUAACCAGGAGGAGAUGGAUCUCUUGUUCGCCAAAGCCAUGUCGUUAGGUGUCAAUGCCUACAUUGUUCAUGAUGCUGGACGUACUCAGAUUGCUGCUGGAAGCGCUACUGUCCUUGGACUUGGGCCUGCCCCAAAGUUGGUGAUGGAUCAGAUCACAGGCGAAUUAAAGUUAUACUAG